Messenger RNA from Cokeromyces recurvatus, 629 nucleotides. RefSeq lists its product as uncharacterized. The transcript is spliced from 4 exons. Bases 6 to 323 code for a protein of 105 amino acids. The record is from RefSeq and is a predicted model, not a curated record. Lineage: Eukaryota; Fungi; Mucoromycota; Mucoromycetes; Mucorales; Mucoraceae.
AAUUAAUGUCUUCUUACAUUUCAAAUACAAAGCCUACAUUAUUUCAAGUGAUAUUGAAUAAACUAGGUAUAAUUGAGUUACCUUUAAAAGUAAAUUGUUGGUAUUGUUGUCAGGAUUCCUACAUUUUACCUGGUUCAAAGAAUACGAGUGAUCAUUGGUAUUGUUAUUUAUGUGAAAGCACAAAUGCAAGAGAUAAAAAUGGCGACAUUGCAGAUCCUAAGCACUUUGAGGCCUAUCCUGAAAAUUUAAAAAAACUCAAUCAACUAUUAAUAGAAAUAGUGAAAGAACAUUAUGCGAUAGGUGUCAACAUAAUCAAGUUAUAAUUUAUGAAUUAUUAAGUCAAUACAUUCCAGAUGAAAGUGAUCCUACUUAUAAAUAUCGAUAUGAUAAUGUGGAUCAAUAUAAAGCAGAUUUACAUAGACGAUAUAAAUUAUGUGAUGAUUGUCAAGCAAAAAUAAACCAAUUAGUAGAAGAACAGAAGGCAACACUUAGGAAAAUAAAAAUAAAUGAGACGUUGACAAAGAGUAUAACGACGAAAACACCAAAACAAAAAAAUAAACAGCUGUUUUAUUUUAUGGGCGCUUGUUGGAUUUUGAUACACAUCAUGACCUCAGUCUUUAUUAUUUAUG